UUUCAUUCCUUUCUUCAAUCUGUUGGAAACGUAUCGUUUAUGAUGGCUUCCAACGUAAUCUCGUUUCAAACGUGCAGUUUCCUUGUACUCCUUUUUUUCCUGCAAGCCGCCUAUGGAGACAUGAGCUAUUCUUUUCCAGAGGAGAUGAAACGAGGAUCAGUUAUUGGAAAUAUGGCCAAGGAUCUGGGGAUGGACAGGAGCGCCCUCUCCAACAGAAAAGCCCGCAUUGACAGCGAUGGGAUUGAUAAACGUUACUGUGAAAUAAAUCUCAACAACGGGGAGUUGAUUGUUGCGGACAGGAUUGACCGAGAGGGGCUUUGUGCAGAAAAGGCUUCGUGCAUCCUAAAAUACGAGCUGGUGCUGGAGAACCCUCUCGAGCUCCAUCGGAUAAGUCUUCAUAUUCAAGAUAUUAAUGAUAACUCGCCGCAGUUUAAGGAAGAAUUUAUAAAUAUUGAUUCGGAGUCCGCAGACAAGGGAGCUCGUUUUGUGCUAGAGGAGGCGCACGAUGCGGAUGUAGGACAGAAUUCGGUUCAGCAGUACAGCCUAAAACAGAAUGAUAAUUUCAUUUUGGCUGUUGAUGGAAACACAAUAGAGCUUGUUCUUGAAAAGGAACUAGAUCGUGAAAAACAACAAGAGAUCAAUUUGAUCCUCACAGCUUUAGAUGGAGGCUCUCCUCAGAGAUCAGGUACUGUAGUCAUACACGUCACUGUGCUGGAUGCUAAUGAUAACGCCCCAGUGUUUAGCCAGGCCGUCUAUAAAGUCAGUCUGCCUGAAAACUCUCCUGUAGACACUGUAGUGGUCACAGUGAGUGCUACUGAUGCAGACGAGGGAGUCAACGGAGAUGUGACGUAUGAAUUUGGACAUGUUACUGAAGAUGUCAAGAAGAUAUUUAGUAUUGACCGAAAAGUCGGUGAGAUACGAGUUAUUGGUCCUGUUGAUUAUGAAACUACCUCAUCAUUUGAAAUACGAGUUAAAGCAAAAGAUGGUUUAGGGCUGUCCUCUUAUGCUAAGGUUAUAAUUUCUAUCUCUGAUGUUAAUGAUAAUGCCCCUGUUAUCAGUUUAAAAUCCCUGACCAACCCCAUACCUGAAAACCUGUCACCUGGUGCAGAGGUGGGCAUCAUUAACGUGCAGGAUAGAGACUCUGAGAAAAACAGACAGGUCCGCUGCUCCAUUCAGCAAAACGUCCCUUUUAAGUUGGUUCCUUCUAUUAAAAACUAUUAUUCUCUGGUGACCACAGGACACCUGGAUCGUGAACUAGUGUCUGAGUACAACAUUACAAUCACUUCCACUGACGAGGGCUCUCCCCCUCUGUCCUCCUCUAAAACUGUUCAGUUAUCUGUAGCAGACAUCAACGACAACCCACCUGUGUUUGAGGAGCAGUCCUACAGCGCAUAUGUGACUGAAAACAACAAACCUGGCUCCACUUUAUGUUCAGUUACUGCUCGAGACCCCGACUGGAGACAAAACGGUACCGUGAUUUAUUCUCUUUUACCCGGUGAGGUGAGCGGUGCUCCGGUGUCCUCCUAUCUGUCUGUUAACGGAGACACGGGGGUGAUCCACUCUGUGAGGUCGUUUGAUUAUGAACAGUUCAGGACUUUUAAAGUCCACGUGAUGGCCAGAGACAACGGUUCUCCUCCACUCAGCAGCAACGUGACUGUCAGUGUGUACAUAUCGGAUGUGAAUGACAACUCUCCUCAGAUACUGUACCCCGCCCCGGAGGGCAACACCUUCAUGACUGAGCUGGUCCCCAAAGCUGCACAAGGAGGCUCUCUGGUGUCCAAAGUGAUCGCGGUGGAUGCAGACUCCGGACAGAACGCCUGGCUGUCCUAUCAUAUAGUCAAAUCCACUGAUCCGGGACUUUUCACUAUUGGUCUCCACAGCGGAGAGAUCAGGACACAGCGGGACAUUUCUGAGUCUGACAGCAUGAAACAGAGCCUUAUUGUGGCAGUGAAAGAUAACGGACAGCCCUCUCUCUCUGCCACCUGCUCCAUGUAUUUACUUAUCUCUGAUAACUUGGCUGAGGUGCCAGAACUGAAGGAUAUUUCUUACGAUGAGAAGAACUCCAAACUGACUUCUUAUCUGAUCAUCGCACUGGUUUCUGUGUCCACCUUUUUCCUCACCUUCAUCAUCAUCAUCCUGGGUGUGAGGUUUUGUCGCAGGAGAAAGCCCAGACUGUUGUUUGAUGGAGCAGUCGCCAUCCCCAGCGCUUAUCUCCCUCCUAAUUAUGCAGAUGUUGACGGCACAGGAACUUUACGCAGCGCUUACAAUUAUGACGCCUACAUGACAACAGGUUCUAGAACCAGUGACUUUAAGUUUGCGUCUUCUUACAAUGACAACACACUGCCUGCUGACCAGACUCUGAGGAAAAGCCCUUCAGACUUUGUUCAAGUGUUCGGAGAUUGUGAUUCUUCUCCUGAGGUAGGGCCAUGUUUCAUAUCGUUAAAGUCGUGUUCAUCAUCCUGA
Messenger RNA from Eleginops maclovinus (Patagonian blennie), 2463 nucleotides. Its product is annotated as protocadherin beta-15-like. Gene Ontology annotation, molecular function: calcium ion binding. Gene Ontology annotation, biological process: homophilic cell-cell adhesion. Lineage: Eukaryota; Metazoa; Chordata; Actinopteri; Perciformes; Eleginopidae. The record is from RefSeq and is a predicted model, not a curated record. Gene Ontology annotation, cellular component: plasma membrane.